GCCUACAAAUGGACGUCAUUCCUUAACAGCUCUGCAGCGUUUUUUCCCUUCUUUCGUUUUAUCUGUUCAUAUUAAACAUCUCAAACAAGUUAGAACACAAUUUUAAAGUAUACAUUUAUAUAAAUAGCUGCUAAGAGAAUAUUUUAAAAUGCAGUGCAGUUGUUUUUACGCUCAUGUGCGUUAGCUCUGCAGAGGAUGGAGUGAUUUUUUUUUAUUCAUUAAAGUUUACAAAACGGGACAAUAGAAAUAGCUACCUGUUUAUCUUCCUCGUUUCAACAGCUGUAAAUAGUAAUGGUGGCUAUUUUCUCGGGACGCCAAUUGAUGGCGUCCCAUCACUGAGCGUUUCCAAGGAGAGGAUCUGGCUCCCAAGGGCAAUGUCGUCAAGUAAGAUGAUAACAGCCCAUCAGCUCACAUCAAAAUGUGGAAAAGAACCCAGCUCGGCUAUAUGUUGAUGCAGCUACUCAACAAAAUGUAGUCUCCCUCUGAUUCUCUUCCUGGUGCCUGACACAGUCUUUAGGAUAGAAGCCAUAGAGCUGGUUUGAAGAUCUGGGUAAAGUCCAGCCAGCAUCACUCAGGCGCAGAGAUUCAGAAUGAAUGAUUAACAUCACAAAAGCUCCUCUGCACUUCCACACUGUAGAACAAAAGAGCUGGAUUGAUCUGCCGGUGUCACCGGCUCUCUCUUGUGUCUUCUAUCGGAGAUCUCCAUCAAGGGCUGGGAGUGGCCGCUGUCUUUGUGAGAGCGGAGCGGGGAAGCCCUCCGGCGAGCUGCGGAAGAGAGAGGAGAGGAGAGAGGCCACUGUUCACACCCUGAGAUGCUCUGCAGGCUGGAGGAGGAAGAGGAGAUGUCUCUACUGGAGCUACAGCAGAGGGUGGACUGUGUCAUCACCCAUGUUGAUGAGAUUAUGCAGCAGGAGAUCAGGCCAUUACUGGCUGUCGACAUAAUUGAACAACUUCACAGGCAAUUUGCUCUUCUUUCAGGAGGAAGAGGAAAAGAUGGAUCUCCUAUCAUCACCUUCCCAGAGUUCUCAGGUUUUAAUGAGGUGACAGACGAAGAUUUCGUUAAUGUUGUCACAUACCUGACCAGCAUACCAAGCAUGGAUGCUGCUAGCAUCGGCUUCAUCAUCAUCCUGGACCGCAGAAAGGACAAAUGGAACUCAGCAAUCACUUCUCUGGCACGGAUAGCGGGCUCCUUCCCUGGAAAUCUACAGCUUGUUCUGGUUCUGAAACCUUCACGCCUCCUUCAGAGGGCCAUCGCUGAUGUCAGUAUGCGGUUACAUAGGGAUGACUUCAAAUUGAAGGUACCGAUUGUUAUGCUAAAUUCCCUGUCAGACUUGCACGGCUACAUUGACAAAGGCCAGCUGACCUGUGACCUGGGGGGAACGCUGGACUAUUGCCACAGUCAAUGGAUUCACCAUCGCACAGCUGUUGAGAACUUUGCGUUAACAGUGAAGAGCACAGCACAGAUGCUGCAGCAGUUUGGAACUGACCUGGCAGAAACUGAACUUCCCAAUGACGUGCAGUGCACUAAAGAUUUGCUUAUCACACACACCGAAAAACACGAUAAGCUCAAGGACGAGCUAAAAUUGGCCGUAAAACAAGGAAAUACCCUGCUGUCCUGUAUCAAAGACCAGGCCAGCAAAACCGAGAGCCGCAUUUUGAACCCAGAUGAGGUAGAGAACCAAACAACUGUUGAAAGGUUGUUAGCGCAGCUCGAUGAGACGGAGAAUGCAUUUGAACAGUUCUGGUCGAAGCAUCACCUCAAAUUAGAGCAGUGUUUACAGUUACGGCACUUUGAGCAGGACUUCAGAGAGGUGAAAGUUUCUCUGGACGGCCUGAUGGAAGACUUAUUGGGGCUGUCCGACACCGGGGACUGUAUGGCUCGAGUCGAUCACCUGCUGGGGGAUCUGAAAACCUUGGAGGACAAAGCUCAGGAGUCCUUGGAGAAAGCUCAGCUUCACGCUCAGCAUGGGGACCAGCUCAUUCAAAGUAACCAUUACGCAAUAGACUCCAUCCGCCCAAAGUGUGUCGAACUGCGUCGGAUCUGUGAUGACUUCAGCAAUGAGGCAAAAAAGAAACGUGACAUUUUAACCAAAUCACUUGAAGUCCACAAAGGAAUCGACGAGGUGAUCCAGUGGUGUGAGAGUGGAGUGUAUCUGUUGGCCUCUCAGGCUGUAGACAGAUGCCAGACCCAGGAAGGUGCAGAAGCAGCACUGAAGGACAUCGAGAGGUACAUGAAAACAGCCAAAGAGCAGCAGCUCAGUCAUCUCAAAGACCUCAGCAACCAGUAUGAGAUCGCCCUCUCGGAGCUGGUCAAGAGCAAAGCCCAAACUGCACUUAAAAGGCUGGAUGACGUUCAAGAGAUGUUUGAGAAAAGACAUGCGAGUCUGAAAAAACUGUCUGCAAAGCAAACCAGGCCGGUGCAACCUGUUGCACCUCGACCAGAAUCUUCACCAAAACGCACUUCACCGAAAAUCCCACAUUCUACUCCACCUGCAUCAAAUCGCAAAGCUGCAGAUAACUCCUCCGCAAAUAAGCAGCCCAGUGACGCAGAGCUGGCAAAAAGGAAAAAUAUUCGCAAAGCCAAAGGUGGCAUCAAGAUUGAGGUCAUGCAUGAAGGAGGCCAAGGGGGGUCGAGUCAUGUUCUUAUGAACAAUGAAACUGAAGAGUCGCUUUCAAACAGACGCAGUCACAUAAUGAAUGAAUUGAUUGAGACGGAGAGGCUGUACGUGGAAGAGCUGCAGAGCAUCAUAGAGGGAUAUGCAGCUGCACUGGAUGACCCCGAGCUGAUCUACCUGAUCCCACCGUCUUUGGAAAACAAGAAGGAAGUACUCUUCGGCAAUCUGCCAGAAAUCUACGAAUUUCACCAGAAGACGUUUCUUAAAGAGCUGGAAAAUUCUGCAGAAAAGCCAGAGUUGGUAGGAAUAUGCUUUUUGAAGCGGAAAGAAGAGUUACAGAUUUAUGAGAAAUAUUGCCAGAAUAAGCCACGCUCUGAGGCUCUGUGGCGGCAGUGUGGGGACAGUAUGUUCUUUCAGGAGUGUCAGAAAAGGUUGGACCACAAGCUUUCUUUAGAUGCGUAUCUGCUAAAGCCUGUGCAGAGAAUCACCAAGUACCAACUGAUGUUAAAGGAGAUGCUGAAGUGCAGUAAGAACUCAGAGGGCACCGCUGAGCUGGAGGAAGCUCUGGCCACAAUGCUAGACAUCAUCAAAUCAGUCAAUGACUCCAUGCAUCAGAUCGCCAUCACUGGUUUUGAGGGCAAUCUGAAUGAUUUGGGAAAACUGCUCAUGCAGGGCUCGUUUAACGUUUGGACAGACCAUAAGAAAGGUCACAGUAAAGUGAAGGACUUGGCACGCUUCAAACCCAUGCAGAGACAUCUCUUUCUGUACCAUAAAAUCCUUUUGUUCUGCAAGAAACGUGAGGAGACGUCUGAUGGUCAUGAGAAAUCCCCUUCCUACAGUUUCAAGCACUCAUUAAAGAUGAGCUCAGUGGGAAUCACAGAAAAUGUAAAGGGAGACAUCAAGAAGUUUGAAAUCUGGUACAAUGGCCGAGAGGAAGUUUACAUCGUUCAGGCUCCUUCCAUGGAAGUUAAGAACACAUGGGUGUCAGAGAUCCGCAAAGUCUUAACAAGCCAGCUGGAGGCCUGCCGAGAAGCCAGUCAACUCCAUCAGAAGAUUACAGAGAACAUCUACCAUGCUCCCAUGAGAUAUAUGCGCAAAACAGCUCUCCGACAGUCAGACUCUUCUAGUCCUGAAACAGGCUACAGACGUGACACAGGCCCAAAUAUGCGUCAGAAACGAGCUGACGCUUCAGCCAGCCUCGGCUCAGAGCGAUCUGCUCUUGCUAGAAAGCGUUUCACCUUACAGGGCCUGUCAAACCGCAGGUCUCUUCCCGCAGAACCCGCACCUAAGGAGACUGAAGUCACACGGCGCUUUUCUUUAGCCUCAACCGUCAGCUCCACCUCUGCACCACGCAUUAAAGUUCCUCUCUCCGCUAGCCUUAAGAGCAAGAGGCAUCAGAUCAAGAGCGACCCUACACCAUUUGGCUAUGAAGACACCAUGCGAGGUGCACAUCCCACUGAGAGCAAAAGUAAAGGUACCGUCGGUACCAAGCCCGCUGUGCCGAGGUCUGCGUCUCAACCAGGAUGGAGUCAACGGCGUCUGCCAUCAAUGGAUGCUGAGGAUUUUGAGACCAUUCCUUCUAGUGCUGAAGAACUCUCCAUUUCCUCAGAUGGAGAAGAUGAAGGACAUAACAAAAACGGGGAUAAUGAUCGCUAUCAGGUGCAGCUGACGUACGAGUCAGGUACUGCUCAGGAUCUUUCCGUGGAAGCGGGGGAGUUAGUACAAUUCUUAGAAGAGUCGGAGAAUGGCCACUGGCUAGUCAAGAACCUUAGAACUCAGAAGACAGGACUGGUACCACCCACUGUCCUGCAGUCCACAGCUGAGGAAGUAGACCUAUACAGUAACUCUGAUAUUUUCAGUGACCUCUGCACCGCUGCCCUCACCGAUACAGAGGACGCAGACGACAGCACCGGGCCGCGUCCCGCUCAGGACAGCAGAUUUGCAUGCUGAACGCGCCGUGAUGUGUCCUCGCUUUCCGUAGUGCCAUGCUUAUACAUCAUACUCGACAACAGCUCGACAUCUUUUGUAAUACUACACAGACAUCUGCUCCGCUGAAGGAAUAGGUAAACUCUGCUGCUAUACGACCGUUUUGAGAAAGACUGACCAGAACAGAUUCCAGUCUUUUCUGGUCUUCUCCAGCGCUGACGUGACAUUGACAACAUUCUGCAGUCGUGAGUCAGAAAUUCAACAUGCAGCCUUCGUGCGUUCACUCUGCUGUGCCUUAACAGCAAAUGCAGGGGUAUUUGAAGGGAAAUAUCCAGAUAUAAUCGCAACAGACUUCUGUGAACACCGGACAUCGUGUGGUAUGCUAUCUGCGCUGAGAUGGCCGUCUGAAAACACUGAGAGGAAGAGACUCUAGACCGUUCCGUCCUGCUGAAACUUCUACUGAAAUGCUUAAAUAUACUUGAUUGUUUUUGUUGUUUAUUUCUUAUUUGCUUAUGAGACUGUUGGUCAGAAACACAGCACUUUUGAUGAAUUAAUGUACAAUAUUUAUACUCUCUUUUAUAUCCUGACAUGAAAGCCAUCUGUAAAGUUUCGUUCCUUUGCUGUUUGGAAAGCUGAAUAUCUUUAAUCCUCCUCACAUAUUUGCCUCUACUUGAUAUAUUCAUCUCUAUCAUGGUGUGGUUGUACAUAAAAAAAUCUUGAAACGUAGUUUGAAUGUGUAAUAUUUACAGAUUUUUUAUAUUUCAGAUGAUUGUUGUAGCAUAAAUAUUCCAGCUUUGCUGUUAUUUUACAGUACUGCACGUGAAAGUUGUCAGUUUGUGCUAAACAAUAACAGAAUCCAAUACAAAAAUCAUAUGUACUGUAUCCUUCCUGCUAUGACAUGAAGAACCAGACAAUAGUUUGACAGUGAAUGUAGUAAUGAUGCCAAAUGUUUCAUCUCAUAACCGUAAAUAUCCACAUAUGAUUGUGAUUUAAAUAUAAUUAGUGGUUUGUUUACUUUCCGUAUCAACCUGAUCUUACUGGUUUGCUUUAUUUGUUUGUAUGUAAAUAUAUAAGCACAAAGAUUUCAUAUUGAAUGCCUACGUAAUUCUUGGUAGUUCAUAUGUGAAUAUUUUGCUUUUACAGCUUCCCUAUGGAUAAUAUUACAGCUGAUGUGAAUAUGUAUUACAUGACUGUACAUUUUCAAAUCCAUAAUGAAAUACAUUCAUUACAAAACCA
This is a messenger RNA of Megalobrama amblycephala (Wuchang bream), 5777 nucleotides long. It is a transcript of the gene mcf2l2, whose product is annotated as MCF.2 cell line derived transforming sequence-like 2. NCBI's taxonomy places the organism in Eukaryota, Metazoa, Chordata, Actinopteri, Cypriniformes, Xenocyprididae. Gene Ontology annotation, biological process: intracellular signal transduction. Gene Ontology annotation, cellular component: cytoplasm. The transcript is spliced from 36 exons. Gene Ontology annotation, molecular function: protein binding; guanyl-nucleotide exchange factor activity. The record is from RefSeq and is a predicted model, not a curated record. Bases 813 to 4565 code for a protein of 1250 amino acids.